This is a messenger RNA of Drosophila navojoa, 442 nucleotides long. It is a transcript of the gene Obsc, whose product is annotated as Obscurin. The record is from RefSeq and is a predicted model, not a curated record. Gene Ontology annotation, biological process: protein phosphorylation. Gene Ontology annotation, molecular function: protein binding; guanyl-nucleotide exchange factor activity; ATP binding. NCBI's taxonomy places the organism in Eukaryota, Metazoa, Arthropoda, Insecta, Diptera, Drosophilidae.
UAUGUAUUUCAGGAACUUUCGGCAAAGCUGGGCGACGACAAAUCGCUAUCCGAGCACUUGAAGCUUCCACUUCAGAGAAUCAACGACUAUAAGCUUCUGUUUAAGGACCUAAUUAAACUAUCUCAAUGCUUCAAAGAUAAUGUUAGGGACUUGGAGAGAGCUUUAGAACUAAUGCUUAGCGUGCCAAGUAGAGCCUAUGAUAAUAUAUUUAUAUCGAGUAUUGAGGGCUAUAGAGGUAACAUACAGAAAUUGGGCAGGUUGUUGCUGCAUGAGCCUUGCUUGGUUACAGAGAAGGAUGGUAAAACCCAUGAGAGAUAUUGCUUCCUGUUCAAGUCUAGAAUCUUAAUAACGAAAGUUCGCAAAAUCUCUGAAAAGAAAUCGAUAUUUAUUUUGCAAAAUAUCAUCAAGCUUCCGCUGUGCAAUAUCGAAGAUCAAAUUGAAG